This is a messenger RNA of Pan troglodytes (chimpanzee), 7083 nucleotides long. RefSeq names its product zinc finger protein 280D (gene ZNF280D). Gene Ontology annotation, molecular function: RNA polymerase II cis-regulatory region sequence-specific DNA binding; DNA-binding transcription factor activity, RNA polymerase II-specific. NCBI's taxonomy places the organism in Eukaryota, Metazoa, Chordata, Mammalia, Primates, Hominidae. Gene Ontology annotation, biological process: regulation of DNA-templated transcription. The record is from RefSeq and is a predicted model, not a curated record. The coding region runs from base 2388 to 5762 and encodes 1124 amino acids. The transcript is spliced from 21 exons.
UUUUUGGAGAACAGGUGGUGUCUGGUUACAUGAAUACGUUCUUUAGUGGUGAUUUCUGAGAUUAUGGAGCACCCAUCACCCGAGCAGUAUACACUCUACCCAACGUAUAGUCUUUUAUUCCUCACUCCCCUCUCACGUUCUCCCCGGAGUCCCCAAAGUCCACUCUAUCAUUACUAUGUCUUUGCAUCCUUACAACAUAGCUCCCACUUAUGAGAACAUACAAUGUUUGGUUUUCCAUUUCUGAGUUACUUCACUUAGAACAAUGGCCUCCAAUUCCAUCCAGGUUGCUGCAACUGCCAUUAUUUCAUUCCUUUUUAUGAGGAUGCCAUUAUUUUGGACCAAACUCCUGCACUAAGCCCCAGCAGACUAGACUAAAAACCAACGUGGAGUUACCCAUGCUCACAAAACUGAAACUGAGUUGUUAUGUGGCCUUCUGAGAAAUCAGGAGAGAGAUAACAGCCUAAUUUCCCAAACAGGCCAGUUUAAACCUUCAAUCCCCAUGAUAAUGAAGUUCCCUGUUUUAAGUCGUUUUUGUUUGUUUUUGAGACAAGGUCUUGAUCUGUUGCUCAGGCUGGACUGCAGUGGCAGGAUCAUGGCUCAUUGCAGCCUUGAACUCCUGGACUGAAGGAAUCCUCUUGCCUCAGCCUCCUCAGUAGCUGGGACUACAGGUACACACCACCACACCUGGCUGCUGUUGUUCUUACAAUAUUAAUCUGGAGUAACCUGGUAUUAACCAAUCAGUUUUCUUUCUAUUAUUCUGUCUCACUGCCCCACCUUACAAGGAAAGUAACUUUGAAAAGACCAACUUGUUUUUUGUUGUUUCUUCUUUCUUCAGCCCAUUUUCUGUCUAUAAAGCCAACCACAUCUGCUCCAUUCAUGGGAACACCUAUUCUGUUUUACUGAAUGAAGUGGUGCCUGAAUCUAGAAUUGCAAUAAAGCCAACCGAGAUCUUUAAAUUUGUUGUAAUUUCGCCUGACACUGUAGCAUGCUUUGCUAACCUUUAGGGACAUUUGAAAAACGAUGUCUUAAGAAUGUUCCAAGAUUUUGGAAUUUUUAAACUUUCCAUGUUUGCUGUUUUGACUAUUUUCUGUCUUUUCCUGUAAAGUUUAUUUUCAGGGCCAGCAGAAAAGGGAAAGCUGGGUAGAUGAUCCCAGGCCCAUUUGGGAGAAGGAUAGGUCAUGGUUACCUCCAAGUACACCAGAUCACUCCAAGUAGGAGUGAUCCAGGUGGUCUUUGGGGAAGAUUAAUUUGGGGGCAGUAAUCAAUAUGGAGACUACAGUAAUGAUAAACACUUGAGAAAAACUGGGGAAAGCCAGAUGAGAGAGAAGAAACUGAAUUCAAAUAGGAAGACGAAUUAGCAAGAUUCAGUGAUUGAACAGGGUGUCUGUUAUGGAUCCUAACAGGCAAGAUUUCAAGUCUUGGUCACUCACAAGCUGCACUAGUAAUGCCAUUGCUCUUGAGAAGACAAUCAGUUUAGGAAACUUUCCUUACAGAUCAGAAUACAACCUUUAGCAAGUAUUUACGCAAGCAGUAUCUUGGCAAGUGUUCUUCUUGUAAAUUGCUUAUACUUCUCGUUGUCAAACUUUAAAAAAUGCUAUUACAGGUUAAUAUGCAGAUGGCAGAGUUAGGAAUUAGAGUGUGCAAGUUAAUCAUUCUAAUUGGGUCACUCUUGUCAUAGCCAACUAAAAGAAUGGAGAAGCCAGUGCUGGGGGAAGCCCUCAGGGCACAUAACAUUGCUCUAAGAAUGGAAUUCUCAGCAAGCCUGGCUGCUGAAACCGCCUGCUGUAACCUGAAACAGGUUUUAUCUUCAGGUUUUAGCUUCUCAAAGAACCUGCUGCAGCUGUAGGGGAAGCUUUACGAAGCCCCUUCCCUCACCAAUCAGAACUAACCAGCUACCCAAAACUUUACUAAAUGUCAAAGAACUUUCUAGAAAAACAAUAGAUAACUUUAAAAAAAAAAUAAAACCCCCUAACUCCUCUUUGUUCUUCUGACAUACUGAAGACCACCCUGUAUGUGUAAAUAACCUGAACUUGCAAUUCCUGUGUCCCAAAUAAAACGCUAAAUGUACAGAUUCGUCUCUUCGUAUUUGACUUCGACAGGGGACGCAAGCAAAACCACACAUUUAAAACAGACUUGGUAAAAUCAGCUCGUUAUUUAAAGAAACGGACGAUUCCUUUUUCUCUUCUGGUUUAGUCUUCGACCCGCAGGCCCCUUGCUUCUUUCGAACGGCGGCUGUAUCCCAUGACCUUUUCACUUUCCAAGCCAACGGACUGGGGGUCGUUACACACGCGGAGGGCCCGGAACGCACGGCUCCUCGCCUGCAAAUUCCGAGCAGUCCGGAUUUUGGGGCUGCCUCCCGGCCACACCAGCCAGCAGCUCGCACCCACAUGGGGGCAGGGCCCUGGCCCUCGCCCCCGACCGGCGCAUGGCGGGGCGCGUGGGUCUUCGAGGGCCCGCGACGCGGCGCACAUGCCGGUGCCCGCCUCCCGCGUCGGCGAGAAGACAGGGAGCUCGGACACGGGGAGGCUGACCCGGAGCCUACCCAUGAGGCAGCGCGCCGGCUGCACGAGAGCCCCCCCUUUCCACGGCUCGGCUGCCAGCUCCGCAAUGGGAGCCGCCGCCGUCGCCGCAGUGUAGUUUUUCGUGCUCCUCCUUUUCCUCCUCCUCUUUCUCCUCCUCCUCAGGGCUCCAGUCAGGCCGAUCCGCUCCGCUCACGGAAGGAAAACAGAAAUAACUUGCUGGCUUGUCUGGAGUCACAUGGUAAUUCAAAAAUGGCAGAACUGUUUAUGGAAUGUGAAGAAGAGGAGCUGGAACCAUGGCAGAAGAAAGUAAAAGAAGUUGAGGAUGACGAUGAUGAUGAGCCAAUCUUUGUUGGCGAGAUAUCAAGUUCAAAACCAGCAAUUUCAAAUAUUUUGAACAGAGUUAACCCCAGCUCAUAUUCAAGGGGACUAAAGAAUGGUGCACUCAGUCGAGGUAUUACUGCUGCAUUCAAGCCUACAAGUCAACACUACACGAAUCCAACAUCAAAUCCAGUGCCUGCCUCACCAAUAAAUUUUCAUCCUGAGUCUAGAUCUUCAGAUAGUUCUGUUAUUGUUCAGCCUUUUUCUAAACCUGGUUAUAUAACAAACUCAUCACGAGUUGUGUCUAAUAAGUCAUCAGAGUUACUAUUUGACUUGACCCAGGAUACAGGAUUAUCACAUUACCAAGGGGGACCAACACUUUCUAUGGCAGGUAUGAGUGAAAGUUCAUUUUUAUCAAAACGUCCUUCUACUUCUGAAGUAAAUAAUGUUAAUCCAAAGAAGCCUAAACCCAGCGAAAGUGUUUCUGGAGCAAAUUCCUCAGCUGUAUUACCUUCAGUUAAAUCUCCUUCAGUGACUUCUUCCCAGGCUAUGCUAGCAAAAGGUACAAAUACCUCAUCAAAUCAAUCUAAAAAUGGAACACCUUUUCCAAGAGCUUGUCCAAAGUGCAACAUUCAUUUCAAUCUUUUGGAUCCUUUGAAAAAUCACAUGAAGUAUUGUUGUCCAGACAUGAUAAAUAACUUUUUGGGACUGGCUAAAACAGAAUUUUCAAGUACAGUAAAUAAAAACACAACUAUUGAUUCAGAGAAAGGAAAAUUGAUCAUGUUAGUUAAUGACUUUUAUUAUGGAAAACAUGAAGGAGAUGUCCAGGAGGAACAGAAGACUCACACAACCUUUAAAUGCUUCAGUUGCUUGAAAAUUCUAAAAAAUAACAUUAGGUUUAUGAACCACAUGAAACACCAUUUGGAACUUGAGAAGCAGAGCAGUGAGAGCUGGGAAAACCAUACCACCUGCCAGCACUGCUACCGUCAGUUUCCCACACCAUUUCAGUUGCAGUGUCACAUCGAAAGUACACAUACGCCCCAUGAAUUUUCUACUAUUUGUAAAAUCUGUGAAUUGUCAUUUGAAACAGAACAUGUUCUUUUACAACAUAUGAAGGACAAUCAUAAACCUGGUGAAAUGCCAUAUGUCUGCCAGGUUUGUAAUUAUAGAUCAUCAUCAUUUUCUGAUGUAGAAACUCAUUUUAGAACAUCCCAUGAAAACACUAAGAACUUGCUAUGCCCGUUUUGCCUCAAAGUUAUUAAAAUUGCAACACCAUAUAUGCAUCAUUAUAUGAAGCAUCAGAAAAAAGGAAUACAUCGUUGUACAAAAUGCAGGCUGCAGUUUUUGACAUGCAAGGAGAAAAUGGAUCAUAAGACUCAACACCAUCGAACAUUUAUAAAACCUAAACAACUAGAAGGAUUGCCUCCUGGAACAAAAGUUACUAUUCGAGCUUCAGUUGGACCUCUGCAAUCAGGAGCUUCACCUACACCUUCCAUUAGUGCAAGUGCUUCUACCCUUCAGCUCUCACCUCCAAGGACUAAAAAUAUAACUGCUAAAAAUCCUGCAAAAUCUAAUACAAGUAAACCUAAUACAAUCAAAUCCAACGCAAGUAAACCUAAUACAAGUAAGCCUAAUGGAAGUAAAUCUAAAUACAAACCAAAAAUCUCUAAUAUGCAAAAGAAACAAAGCACAUUGGCUAGUAGCAAUAAAAAAAGUAAAGUCAAUACAGCAUUGAGGAAUUUAAGGUAUCGUCGGGGCAUUCACAAAUGCAUUGAGUGUUGUUCCGAAAUAAAAGAUUUUGCAAACCACUUUCCUACGUAUGUCCACUGUAGUUUUUGCAGAUACAACACUAGCUGUAGCAAAGCCUAUGUAAAUCAUAUGAUGAGCUUUCAUAGUAACCGUCCAAGCAAAAGGUUUUGUAUUUUUAAGAAGCAUUCAGAAAAUCUCAGGGGCAUUACUCUAGUGUGCCUUAAUUGUGAUUUCCUAAGUGAUGUUUCUGGCUUAGAUAAUAUGGCUACACACUUAAGUCAACAUAAAACUCAUACUUGCCAAGUUGUAAUGCAGAAAGGGUCUUGCUGUUUUGCUCAAGCCAGAGGGCUGGAUUGCAGUGUGCAGUCAUGGCUCACUGCAGCCUCAAAGUCCUGGGCUCAAGCAAUUCUCCUGCCUCAGCCUCCUGAGACUGAGCUGGGACUCAGAUUAAAAAAAGAAGCUCCCACAAAGGAACAAGAACCUGUGUCUAAGGAAAUUGCAAGACCUAACAUGGCUGAAAGAGAAACAGAAACAUCAAAUUCUGAAAGUAAACAAGAUAAAGCUGCUUCUUCAAAAGAAAAAAAUGGAUGUAAUGCAAAUUCAUUUGAAGGCUCAUCAACAACAAAAAGUGAAGAAAGCAUAACAGUUUCAGAUAAGGAAAAUGAAACCUGUCUUGCAGACCAGGAAACUGGCUCAAAAAACAUCGUCAUAUGUGAUUCAAAUAUUGGUGCAGAUAAAGUGGAAAAGAAAAAACAAAUACAACACGUUUGUCCGGAAAUGGAGUUGAAGACGUGCCAAAGUUCAGAAAACAUAAUCUUAUCUGAUCAGAUUAAAGAUCACAACUCCAGUGAAGCCAGAUUUUCUUCAAAGAAUAUUAAGGAUUUGCGAUUAGCAUCAGAUAAUGUAAGCAUUGAUCAGUUUUUGAGAAAAAGACAUGAACCUGAAUCUGUUAGUUCUGAUGUUAGCGAGCAAGGCAGUAUUCAUUUGGAACCUCUGACUCCAUCCGAGGUACUUGAGUAUGAAGCCACAGAGAUUCUUCAGAAAGGUAGUGGUGAUCCUUCAGCCAAGACUGAUGAAGUAGUGUCUGAUCAAACAGAUGACAUUCCUGGAGGAAAUAACCCUAGCACAACAGAGGCAACAGUAGACCUGGAAGAUGAAAAAGAAAGAAGUUGAAAUUAGUCAUUUUAAGUUUCAGUGUACCAACGAUAAGGGCAUUUGGAACAGUGCUGUCAGGUGAGCUCAGUGGUGCUGUUGUAGGUUCAGAAAUGGAAAUAUGUAAGGGAGGUCACACAUACACUUUACCUGUAUGUUCAACCUAUGUUAUCAAACAAAUCAAUUCACCAAUAAUAGCAUGAUUAGUAGGGAGUCCCAAAAAGUUUUUAAAAACACAAACAGGAUUUUAAUGAUAAUUAAAUUUGCAGUGUAAAGGUCUCAUUUAAUGGUUUUCAAGGAAAUGGGGUUUGGUUGCUGACAUGAAUUGAUGAUAUUAGUAAUAUUUAUAAAGCCUUUCAAACUUCCAUCAAUCCUAAGCUAAAAAUCUUUAUUACCUGUAUAUCCUUUUCAGUUAACUGAGAGGAAGGGAUUUGGAAACCACGUACUUUUGGGGAGUAAUUGAUUUAAAACAAUGGCUGAUUGGCAUUGUUAACGAAGGCUUUAUUUGUGAGGAUGAUGCUGGUAAAUGGAGCAUGCUUAGAGUACUAAAUUGAUCUAAUGAGAAUUUGGAUGAACAUAAACUUAAUUUUGGAUUUAAUAUAACAUUCCAGUCAGACGCAUGUAAACAGAAUAUUUGAAUCUUUGUACCUCCAUACAAGUGUUAGCCUGCCAGGCUGUAAGCUUACCUUAAUUAAACUUUCAGUGAAAGUGGAAUUAUUAAGAUAUAAAUUUAUAUUUGUGCUUUUUGUCAGUGUGUAAGCUGUGUAGAAAUUCUUUGAUGUAUUAGUUGUAUUAAUGUAAAGUAGAAACCCAUUGUUGAAACUCCUGUAGCUAUUAUGCUUUUAAUAUUGUUUUAAUGAUCUUCCUUAGAAAUAGGCCCAUAAAAAUGGUCUGGAAGCCAAACCAAAGUAUGGUAUAAUGUAGAUAUUGUAAAGCAGUAAACUGAAAACAUGUCCUGGCAUGUAUUCAGCCAUGUUUAAGUGACUUUUCUGUAAUUGUAAAAUAAAAACUUCAAAUGGGACCUAAAACAGUGAUGUAAAAGAACUGGUUUUGGAAAUUUAGCCUAAUUUAUCUAUAAGAUGGCUGCUAAAUUGAUUUUUCAGUUUUUUUUAUCAUCUAGAAUAUAAUAGAUAUAGAAAUGAAUAAUAUGAAGAACAGUAGUUUGCUUUGAAAUACUAAUAAACUUUUAUUUAAAAUGCUUCAUUUUUACUUCUUAAAAUGUGCUUUGGAUUCUUAAAUUUUGUUUCACUGAAUGUUCAAUGUUUUAAAUGGCGAUUAAAACUCUGCUGUAUAUAGUAGUUUUUGAGUAAAUAUUUGCAAUAAAAAUCUGCCCCGGAAUAAU